UUGGAAAGGGUAUUUUGCGCACUGUCCACGUGAGGAUUAUCUUUCUUUCGUUUUUCAUUUCCCCGCAAGGCUUGAAUACGAAACUAGUAGAGUUGUGCUUCUCAGGAGUCGGAGAACAAAAUUAAUGUGUUAGAGAACGUUUCAUCUGUUUACUUUUGAACUUCGAAGCUCAUAUUUCCUCUUCGGAACAUGUCAUGAUGUCAUUGUUGGUAAAGGAAGACCAUCAAAAAAGAAGUUCCUCCACUUUAAUGCAUGGCGUUCCACCAAGGCGGCAUCACAACCCAGCAGGCGGGCUUGCACGGUCCGGUCCCCCCACACGCGAUGAUCUGUGGCAUCUACCGGGCGAGCUCCGGAUAAAUCCAUUUUUGUGGGAUAAGGAAGAUGUUUCCCACUGGCUCCACUGGGCUCACAAGGAGUACUCACUUCGGCGACCUGAGAAGGGACACUUUGAGAUGAAUGGCCGAGCCUUGUGCCUGCUCACUAAAGAGGACUUCAGACACCGCAGCCCCAGCUCAGGCGAUGUUCUGUAUGAGAUCCUGCAGUGUGUGAUUCGGCAACGGAAUAGUCUUGUAUGUGAACCCCCAAAAAAGUCUGACCCAAAAACUGAAGAGUCGCUCCCUCCCUCUCCAGAUAACACGCAAGCUCCACAAAAACAAGACGAAACAGAAAGGCUCAUCGAGGAACCUCUCAAUUUGUCUUGCCAAGAGAAUCCUCGAAGACAAAUGCGCAAACCUGAUGGUCGCUUGCCAGAGUGCAGGCUACUGUGGAAUUAUGUCUAUAAACUUCUGUCUGAUGACCAAUAUCAAGAAUACAUCAGAUGGGAGGACCGUAGCAGCCUGUUGUUCAGGGUGGUGGAUCCCAACGGCCUGGCACAUCUCUGGGGACGCUACAAGAACCGAGACAAUAUGACCUAUGAAAAAAUGUCUCGGGCUUUGAGGCACUAUUACAAACUCAACAUCAUCAAAAAGGAGCGAGGACAAAAAUUCCUCUUCAGGUUUCUGAAAACACCACAAGAGUUCGGGAAAGAGCUGGAUGACCAUGUUGAGUCUCCAGCACACUCUCCCCUUCAGGACAGGAACUUUCCCGACAGCAGUCCUUUAUCUAAUUUCAGGGAAGAAGGUUUCGAGGUUUCCCCUGAUCGUAUCUCUCCAGAGUGUUUUACAAGUGGCCCCCCCAGUGUUGUAUAACAAAUUGUAUUAAUCUUUACCUUUAAGGGGGAUAAUAUGUACUUCCUCUUGCACUUUCUUUCACCAUUAUCCCUCAGAAGAAUCAAUACUUUUACUUUCAUUACACUAAACACUAUUAAACACUAGUUAAAAAAAAAAAAAACAUUUAAAGAAUCAUGUGUUAAAAUUGUCAUGCAAGUAUGUGCGGGAAUUUGUAAUACAUAAUGUGUGUAAUGAUUCGUAUGAGAAAUCUAUAGAAACUUUGUUGUGAGAUACAUUUUGUACAGGAAAUUAUAACUCAUGUUCAUCAACAAUAUUAAUUUUAAAAAGUAUAUGAAGUUUCUCUUUUCAGUGUCCAUGCAUUUUCUUUCUUUGUCCCUCACAUCUAUCAUGAUGGCUCACCAUUGUCAAGACCGAUCAAUU
Phycodurus eques (leafy seadragon) is the source of this 1589-nucleotide messenger RNA. RefSeq names its product ETS variant transcription factor 7 (gene etv7). The transcript is spliced from 8 exons. The record is from RefSeq and is a predicted model, not a curated record. Gene Ontology annotation, cellular component: nucleus. Bases 195 to 1187 code for a protein of 330 amino acids. Gene Ontology annotation, biological process: regulation of transcription by RNA polymerase II; cell differentiation. Gene Ontology annotation, molecular function: DNA-binding transcription factor activity, RNA polymerase II-specific; sequence-specific DNA binding. NCBI's taxonomy places the organism in Eukaryota, Metazoa, Chordata, Actinopteri, Syngnathiformes, Syngnathidae.